This is a messenger RNA of Rasamsonia emersonii CBS 393.64, 2385 nucleotides long. Its product is annotated as beta-glucosidase. The record is from RefSeq and is a predicted model, not a curated record. The transcript has 3 exons. Gene Ontology annotation, molecular function: beta-glucosidase activity. NCBI's taxonomy places the organism in Eukaryota, Fungi, Ascomycota, Eurotiomycetes, Eurotiales, Trichocomaceae. Gene Ontology annotation, biological process: glucan catabolic process. The coding region runs from base 1 to 2385 and encodes 794 amino acids.
AUGUUUAUCCUCGCUCUGUCCCUCCUGCACAUCUGGAUGUUCCUGACCUCAGGCGUCGCUCAGAAUGUCUCCAUCGGUGCUCUCCUUCCUCCCGGCAUCAACUCCACACAAUGGACCAUAGCUGCUUCAAAGGCGGACAAAUUCAUUUCCCAACUCAAUCUUACCGAAAAAGCGGGUAUCGUCACCGGCGAGCUCACCGGGACGUGCCUGGAAUACGUGGCUCCGAUAGAGCGACUGGGAUUUCCUGGCCUCUGUCUGGCAGAUGGCCCAGCCGCCAUACACCUGGCUGAUAAAGCGAGUGUCUUGCCUGCGGGGUUAACUGCUGCAGCCACCUGGGAUAGAAAUCUUCUCUACCAGCGCGGCUUGGCGCUUGGGGCAGAAUUCCGUGGCAAGGGCGCCAAUAUUGCUCUGGGUCCGGUUGCCGGCCCUCUAGGUCGCAACCCUCUUGGGGGACGCAAUUGGGAAGGCUUCUCGCGCGAUCCCUACCUCACUGGCGUUGCGAUGGACCUCACAAUCCGUGGCGUCCAGGACAACGGUGUCCAGGCGUGUGCAAAACACUACAUCGGGUACGAACAAGAAACCCAACGAUCCAACACGACGACUGCAGACGGCAAGAACGUGGACGGCUACUCCUCCAACAUCGACGACCGCACCCUUCACGAGCUCUACCUGUGGCCCUUUGCUGAUGCCGUCCGCGCUGGAGUGGCCUCGGUGAUGUGCAGCUACAACCGGCUCAACCUGACGUACUCGUGUGAGAAUUCGCACUCGCUGAACGGAAUCCUCAAAGGCGAGCUCGGGUUCCGCGGCUUCGUCAUGUCGGGUUUCUUCGCCACGCACUCGGGCGUCAAGUCUGUCCUGGCAGGCCUCGACAUGGACAUGCCCGGCCCAACGGCGGAGACGAACCUGGGAGAGACUUUCUUUGGUCCGAAUAUCGUCUCCGCCGUGCAGAAUGGAUCGCUAUCGGAGGCCCGCAUGGACGACAUGCUCCGCCGCAUCCUGACGCCGUACUACUAUCUCGGCCAGGAUAAAAAUUAUCCCUCUGUCGACCCGACGACCGAGCUGGUCAUUGCUGCCAACUACGGUCUGCUGCCAGUCGACACUCCUACGCCGUCCGGCCGAAACGUCCGCAGCGACCAUGCUAGGCUCAUCCGCCAGCUGGCUGCUUCCGGCACCGUGUUGCUGAAAAACGUCAACUCGACCCUCCCGCUGCGCUCUCCACAGGUCAUCGGGGUAUUUGGCAACGAUGCAGCGGACGUGUCUGACGGUCUGGCCUUUGACGGGUCAACUGGUUCUUUGACUCCGCCUUUCGGGUUCAAUAUCGGCACGCUGACUAUCGGCGGGGGGUCGGGAGGCGGCCGCAAUCCGUAUAUCGUGUCGCCGCUGGAGGCGAUCAAAGCGCGGGCGAGGCAGGACGGGUCGCGCGUGCUCUAUGUCACUGAUAAUAGCCUGCUCGCUCAGGACGUCUUCACGAGCGUGUAUCCCUCGCCGGACGUCUGUCUGGUCUUCCUCAAGACGUGGUCGCGCGAGGGAGCAGACCGCAUUGCAUUCGAGGCGGACUACGACUCGACGGCUGUCGUGAACAAUGUCGCAGCGCGAUGCCCUCAGCGAACCGUCGUGAUCACCCACUCGGGGGGCAUCAACACCACGCCGUGGGCGACCAACCCGAACGUGACGGCCAUCCUCGCCGCGCACUAUCCGGGACAGGAGAGCGGGAAUUCCAUCGUGGACGUGCUGUACGGCGACGUCAAUCCAUCUGGCAGACUGCCCUAUACGAUCGCCCAGCAGGAGGCAGACUACAACACGCAGAUCCUGAACAUCACCGGUCCGGAGGCGGAGGAGUCGUGGGCGUGGCAGGUCAAUUUCACCGAAGGACAGUUUAUCGACUACCGCCAUUUCGACGCGAAGAACAUCACGCCACUGUACGAGUUUGGCUACGGGUUGAGCUACACCACUUUUGCGCUGGAGAACGGCCUGUCCGUGUCCCGGACGUCGAGGGGAGCAAUCUCGCCAUUCCCCCCCACAAUCAACAACAACAACAACACGUCUGCAGGCGGAAACCCCGCUCUGUGGACGCAGCUCCUCAACGCGACGACGACGGUCGGCAACACGGGAUCGAUUGCCGGCUCGACCGUCGUCCAGCUAUACGUUUCCCUGCCACAAGACGCCGUCCCGUCCGGAACACCAGUCAGGGUCCUCCGCGGAUUCGAGAAGAUCUAUCUCGAGCCAGGGGCACGCCAGACGGUCUCUUUCCCCCUAACGAGACGGGACGUGAGCUCCUGGGAUGUGGAGUCUCAGAACUGGCGGAUUCCUGAGGGAAAUAUCUCGGUGCAUGUCGGCUUCAGCUCGCGCGAUCUGCCAUAUCACACGGCUGUAAGGGUAUUGUAG